This is a messenger RNA of Sycon ciliatum, 1329 nucleotides long. RefSeq names its product DPH4 homolog. The transcript is spliced from 4 exons. Gene Ontology annotation, molecular function: ATPase activator activity; ferrous iron binding. Gene Ontology annotation, biological process: positive regulation of ATP-dependent activity. The record is from RefSeq and is a predicted model, not a curated record. Lineage: Eukaryota; Metazoa; Porifera; Calcarea; Leucosolenida; Sycettidae. The coding region runs from base 107 to 538 and encodes 143 amino acids.
UCGGAUCGUUCUCAAAGUCGCCUUUGAAAAAUUCUUUGGUUGUUUCAAGAAAUGCACCCUGAGUGGCAAGAGCGUCGAAGAGAAAUCGUUGGUUAGUGAACUAGAUAUGGAUUACUAUAAAGUUCUGGAUAUCCCAAGCGACUGUGACGCCAUGGUCAUCAAGCGCAAAUUUCAACACCUGGCACGAAUUCAUCAUCCAGAUAAGCUCCCUACCACUUUGUCGCAGGCUGAGAGAGCAGAAUCUCUUGAACACUUUCAGAAGAUAGAGGAGGCCUGGAGAGUGCUGAGCGAUGAGAAGCUGCGAAAUAAGUUUGAUGCUGAGCGAGCUCAGGGAAUGAAUCAGCAGAUGCCAAUCAGCGAAGAUGUGGACUUGGACACUAUGGAGUUUGAUGAAGAAGAGAAGACAUACUGGCAUGAAUGCCGCUGCAGUGGACGCUAUGAAGUGCUGGAAGAAGAGCUGGAGAAUGGAGUGACGCUUGUUGGCUGCACAAACUGUACACUAUGUAUACGUCUGCUCUACUCACUUGCACCAUCCUGAAGCAAUUCAGUGCCGACAUGAAUGCCAGGGGUGACACCAACUAGUCGAAUGUUCGACUGUUCUCUAAGCAUGUCGAACAGAACGAAUACAUGUAUUCGUAUUUCUGACGAACACAAACUCGUAAGGUCAGCAGCGCUCCGAAUCGCGACGUGCAGCGUCUCAAACACGAUUUGUCCGCACAGGCCAAGAAGGUCGAGUGAGACUCACUGGCUUUGACGGCAACACGGCGCGAACAGCUGGGCAAAGAGCUGAAGAAGCUGGUGGCCGCGUACUGUGGCGGGUGCACAGUGCUGCGUCUCUCCACUGAAGUGUGUCCCUGGCAGUCCGCAACGGUCUGCGGCAAGUACUGUUAUUGUUUUAUUUACGACACUGUUAUUACAUGUACUCGCAAUAACCAGUACUUUGAAGUACAAAGUUGCCUUGAAUUUAUUUCUAAGUAUUUAUCAGAAAAUUGAUUUACGCUUCAGUCAGGGGAUGGGACAAAUAAUUGUUUACUUUGUGCGAUAGUCCCAGUGGUUCUGAUACCGGCAACUCAUGGCAAAUACAUGUAUGUGGAUGUGACCCCAGUAUUCAUUUCCAGGCGAUGUUAUUAUACUGAAAUGGCCUUAAUUGACCUUGUAUCUGCCUGGAGAUAAAGGCUAAACGAGAGUCACAAUUGGACAAUGAAAUGGUGUACAGUGGUGUGCAGUGUUGUAUAUGGCAUGUGGCUGCUUGGAUAUUACUAUUUCUGUGGUUCGCACUUUCGAACUCGCCUAGCCGAGUUCGUUCACCCUUCAACACAAAUAAUUGAA